Blumeria graminis f. sp. triticale is the source of this 834-nucleotide messenger RNA. The record is from the annotation of a GenBank genome assembly. NCBI's taxonomy places the organism in Eukaryota, Fungi, Ascomycota, Leotiomycetes, Helotiales, Erysiphaceae.
AUGUCUCGCCCAGAAGAUAUUCUUCCACCCGACCUACACUACAAUGAUGUUGAGGCUCGCAAAUACACCACAUCCUCCCGCAUUCAGAAUAUCCAGGCCGCCAUGACACACCGUGCCCUUGAAAUCCUCGACCUUGACCGGGCCUCAUUCAUCCUCGACAUAGGCUGUGGCUCUGGCCUCUCAGGCGAAAUUCUAACUUCACUUCCCGAACCACACUUGUGGGUGGGAAUGGAUAUAUCUCCGUCUAUGCUCGAUACGGCCUUGCAGCGCGAUGUGGAGGGCGAUCUCAUACUUGCCGACAUUGGCCAAGGUAUACCCUUCCGAGCUGGAACCUUCGAUGCAGCCAUCUCGAUUUCUGCCAUUCAAUGGCUCUGCAAUGCGGAGAGUAGUGAUGUAUCGAGUACCGGUCGUCUCGCUCGAUUCUUCAAUGGACUCUAUGCAAGUUUAAAGAGGGGUGGUAAAGCUGUCUGUCAGUUCUAUCCCAAGAAUGAUGAGCAAAGAUCCAUGAUUAGUGGUGCCGCCAUAAAAGCAGGCUUUCGCGCCGGUAUACUGGAGGACGAUCCCGGCACCAAAAAUGCAAAACUAUACCUUGUAUUGACCGUUGGUACCAAUGCUGAAGAUGGGAAAUCUGGCGAUAUCACGGAGGUCGUGAAAGGUAUGAGUGGUGUGAACGUAGUGGAUACAAGGAGAAAAAUUCAAGGAAAGAAUAUACGAGAUGCUUCCAAAGGCAGCAAGGCUUGGAUCCUAGGCAAAAAAGAACAGAUGGAACGGAAAGGAAAAGUCGUAAAGAACUCUUCGAAAUAUACUGGAAGAAAACGAAGAAUUGUUUUUUAG